UUUUCCCAUUGGAAGCUAGAACACAAACUUCUAUGCCUGGCUGAGUUGCUCUCGCGUAUUUCUAGCCCCUUUGAUGAUCACACCUCGAUUGGAGUCAGAAAAAAAGAAGUUAAAACACUCUACGAAACCUCAUACAUCAUCAGCUCAAAGCUGCUCAACUCAAACGCCGAGCCCCACCCACGCCAUCAUACCAACUCCAACCGGCUGCUCCAUCUCCAAGUGCACCAAAACCUCUCCAAGAAAGCCAAAUUUUUUCCAUAAAUCACAGCCACGAGAACAUCACAUGCGCUCACGCCGCAAGCGGAUCGAAGGUGCGAGACCAUCCAUGUCAUCGUUGCCCGAGGACAACGCGGGCAGCGACCCACCGGUCGGGCGCGGCGACGUCGUGCUCUCCGGUGUCGUCCUCCUCUUCAUGGCCCUCACAUUCGCGUUCGUGUUGUACCACUACUUCACGGUGAGUCGCCGCGGCGCGCGGGACGGCGCGGGGGUGUCGUCGAGCGCCCAGCGCGGCACGUUCAGAGGGGGUGAUGCCGCUGCUGGCACUGCAGGCGGCCGAGGCGUUGACCCGGCGGGGCUUCGGGCGUUGCCGGUGACGGUGUACAGGGCGAAGGACCGCGCGGGCGAGGCACCGGAGUGCGCUGUGUGCCUCGCCGAGCUCGCCGACGGCGAGGUGGCCAGGUUCUUGCCCAGCUGCGGGCACGGCUUCCACGCCGAGUGCGUCGACCUGUGGCUGCGCGGCCACUCCACCUGCCCGCUCUGCCGCGUGGACGUCGACAAGACGGACGCCCUGUCUAGCCCCUCGCCGCUAGCCCUCCCUCCGGCACUGCCAGAGCCAGCAAACUACGCCACGAAUCUGCCGACGAACGUCCUGUUCUGGGGAUCCCAGGACGCGGUGAUGACAGCGAGGACCGUCGGCGGCGGUCCGUGCUCUCCCGGUGGAGCAUCGGCGGCGCUGGUCAUCGAGGUCCGGGAGACGGCACCGGCUGUGGCGCCGCCGCGUGAAAGUGAGACGGCGAAGGCGCAGGGCCUGGCGAGGCUGAGCUCGCUCAAGCGGCUGUGGAAAAGAGGGAGGCAUGAGGCGGCAGCCACGAGCUCCCGUCCUUGCCGCCGUGCCACUGCAGGUGAUGACACCGAACAAGCACCGGCGUCGCCGUUGGAUAUUUGGAAUCUUACGUAGGUGAAUUCCGCUGACAGUGAAGUGUGUUACAAGAUGAAACGUAUUUUGUACACCUUAUUAUACGGGACUGGACCUGCCACUUCCUUUCUCAUUUUGCACGAUGGACUGAGUCGGUGGCUCCAUUGAACGACAAGCAUGUACGGUAAAAACUCGGGAAUAUUACUUCAGUGCCACUGAAUAAUAACCAAAUGUCUUUGCUGCCACUGAAAAAUUUCAAGUUACUUCAUUUUAGAUCUAAUUUUAAUGCCUUAAGUGCU
Molecule: messenger RNA, 1434 nt
Organism: Phragmites australis (common reed)
Lineage: Eukaryota; Viridiplantae; Streptophyta; Magnoliopsida; Poales; Poaceae
Product: E3 ubiquitin-protein ligase EL5-like
Exons: 1
Coding region: 74-1177 (367 amino acids)
Source: RefSeq, a predicted model, not a curated record